AUGGGUCUUCUUAGCUUUGUGAGCCAUUUCGGCACAUUCCUGUUGCUCGCGGCAACAGUUCUUCUCGUUGUGUCAUCCAUCACAGCUCCCACCGUGAGCAACAUCUCCCUCUUCACGGUGGACUUGGGUAGAGGCAACGAAGAGAUCACGUUUGGCACCUUUGGCUGGUGUGUCCGGGGGAUCCCCGACAGGGGCUGCUCUUCCUCAUCCAUCGGUUAUUCACCCACCGAUAUCAUCACUGCGGUAGAGGGCACCGAAUUUUCGGAUAACCGCCAAAACACAGCCGAGGCCCUGACCAACGUCAUGAUCCUGCACCCCAUCGCCGCCGGUAUUUCGUUCCUCGGCUUCGUCCUCUCCCUGGGCUCCGGCAUGUUCGGCUCCCUGCUCGCCUCGCUCGUCGCCGGCGUGGCCUUCCUCGUCACGACGAUCGCCCUCAUCUGCGACUUCGUCUGGAUCUCCGCCGUCCGCAACAACGUCAACGACGACGACAGCGGCGGCAGUCCCCUCAGCAACGCACACUACGGCGCCGCGCUGUGGUGCGUCCUCGUCGCCGCCCUGUGCGCUCUCGUCGCAUCCGUCAUCCUCCUGGUCACCUGCUGCAGCGGCCGGUCCAAGCGCCGCCGUACCGAGAACCGCAAGUCCGACUUCCAUGCUCCUCCUGCCCACACCGGCCGCAGACGCUGGUGGUCGCGUCGCCGCCACUAG
Sodiomyces alkalinus F11 is the source of this 705-nucleotide messenger RNA. RefSeq names its product pali-domain-containing protein. The transcript has 2 exons. Gene Ontology annotation, cellular component: cell division site; growing cell tip; plasma membrane. NCBI's taxonomy places the organism in Eukaryota, Fungi, Ascomycota, Sordariomycetes, Glomerellales, Plectosphaerellaceae. The record is from RefSeq and is a predicted model, not a curated record. The coding region runs from base 1 to 705 and encodes 234 amino acids.